AUGCAACCCCUGGUCGCGGACAGCUUCGAAGCCUGCCUGCUGGAUAAGGUGGACUGUAGGCGCCAGCGGGUCUCCCAGAUAGUGGAGGAGGUGCAGAAGGUCAUCUACCACCUGACCACAGAAAUCAGCAACCAGGACAUCCGCUUCCAGGCCAUCCCGUACUCCCCGAUGUACAACGGGAACAUCACGGUGUUGGGCCCCAGUCAGUUCCUCAUCACAGUCCCAGUGAGAGGCCUGGCCGGGUACCGGGAGGCCAGGGAGCAGCGCUGGCGGUACUACACGCUGCAGGGCGCCCGGCUCCACUGCCCGCUGCGGAGCCCCGAGGGCCUGCUGCAGUGGCUGGAGGUGCGGCAGUUCGUGAAGAACCUGUGGCAGUGGCACGAGACGGAUGUGAGCAUCGAGGGGGACAUCGUGCCCGCCAAGGUGCUCCAGGUCUUCCGGAAACUGGUGGAAAACGCCAUCGAAACCUGUCACCUGUCAGGAAAGGUCAGCAUGCUAACCCCCGGCAUUGCAGUCCACGUUGCCAUGGAAACCUCCGCAGGGCAGGUGGAGAUAGAGCUGGCCCCCGAAGUGGAGAUCCCCACCGCCUGGUCCAAGAGAGCCCCGUGGCCUCGGUGUCUGUCUCGCUGGCCCUCCUCGGAGCGGGCGAAGUGCAUCAAGUCGUUUGGAUUCUCCUUGUUGGCCCGUUGGCGUUGGCAUUAUCACUGGCAGCUGAGCUUCCUGCAGGCCGAGCGGGUGCUGCUGGAGCAGCUGGACGAGGACGGGGGCUGCCGCCGGCGGUGCCUCCAGGCCCUGCGGCAGCUGAAGGAGGACGUGUGGUGUCCGGGCCGGAGGCCUGUCAUCACGUCCCACCACCUGCAGACCGUGCUCUUCUGGACGUGCGAGAAGUACCCCUACGCCAAGGACUGGCGGGUCUUCAGCAAAGGGCUCCUGCGCCUGGCCAGGAAGCUGCACAAGUGCGUGCGCCAGCGCUUCCUGAAGCACUUCUUCGUGCGCAGCGGCAACCUCCUGGAGCACGCCACCGCCGCCGAGCUGGACGCCGUGGCCCAGAGGCUGGGCCUCUUCCUGAAGGACCCCGGCGGGCUCCUGGCCUUCCACUCCGGCCUGGUCUCUGUGGAUGGGUCCAGUCAGGUGCCGGAUUCCUGCCCAGGAGAAAGGCACCAGGCGGCCAUGGAAAUCACAUUGACCACUAGCACAUCAGAGGCCUGA
Pipistrellus nathusii (Nathusius's pipistrelle) is the source of this 1209-nucleotide messenger RNA. NCBI's taxonomy places the organism in Eukaryota, Metazoa, Chordata, Mammalia, Chiroptera, Vespertilionidae. The record is from the annotation of a GenBank genome assembly.